CAAGAACAACCUCCUUAUCAAGAAGAAUUCCUCCCACAACCAGAAGGGCCAUCAUAUCUUGAUUUAGCCACAGCCCUCACGGGCCAUCCGGCAGAGCCAUGCUACACUCCACAGCCAGAUCCAAACUAUCACUUGAGGCUUCUCGUGGAGCAGAUUGCUCGAGUACUUGAGAGAUCCUUUCCCGAGAUGGAUCCUCAUAUCCAGCCAUUGCCCAAACUGACUUCUCCUUUCCCCGUGAAAUAGAGGAUACCCUUCGGAGCAUAAAGAAGCACAUAGAGGUCAUUGAGAAAGCUUGUUCACAGUUUUUUCAAGACAACCUUUAUGCCGCCAUGCAAGUAGAGGAGGAGGAAGAAGAAGGAAAUCAUGAGGAUGUUGAGGAGCAUACAGAAGUUGUCACGGAAUUCUCUCAUGAUAAUCAUGAUCAAGUGUAUCCUCUGGUGGUAGAUCACAACUUUCCCCAUUUUCGCUCUGACAUGUUGGGCCCGAGUGAGGAGAUGCAAUCUGAACUUAUUGAGAAUCUUGCAUGGAGACUUGUUCUCCAAUCCGUUAUGGAAGAAGAAAAGAGAGAAAGGGUGAGAAAAGAAGUUGUGGAGGAUGAGGAAGAAAGAAAAGAAGAGGUAGUUCUUGAUCUUUUCCAAGGAGAGAGACCACAUUUUAAAAAAGGAAGGGUGGUUGAAGAAGCGAGUGGUGUCCAGGCUAAGGAUGAAGUUGAGGUGGAAGAAGCUUGCAUCGUCUCUAUAAUACAAGUAAUAUCCCCACCAAACUUCGAGGAAGUGCUUAGCAAGGACCCAUUUGCAGUGUCUCUUUGCCAGACCAAGGCCACAUCGACAUCGGUCCCUCUUAGUGGACGCGAUGGUGGUCAGUCGAUACAGUUAUAUUUGGUUUGGGGCAAUGAGACAAGAGAAGAAACGAGGAAGAGGUCUCGAGGGUGGAGACUUCAACUGCAUCAAGUGCACGAGCCUUCAUCACCUGCCACACCACCUGCUCGUGACUUGAGACUCCACCUCAAAGAUGAGAACCUCAACUUCAAAGAGUUUCUAGCAUGGACCGAAACUUACAAGCUACCAUCCGGCUCACGACGUGAAAGAAGUGCUUGUUGGGAGGCAACCCAACUAGUCGGUUUGCAUUUCUUUCCCUAUCUCUCCUCGGUUGAGUCAGUUUUGUUCUUUGAUUUUAGAGUCAAUAUUUCAACCUUUGUGAGAUUUUGUGUGGUGUUUGUGUUCCGACUACUCUCUCCUCCUAUAAUGCACCGCCUGCCCAGCCCACCAUCAUUCACCCUUGAUCUAGUAACAUCGUUCUACCCUCCUUAUCUUUCCUCCAUUGAGGACAAUGUCGUGCUUCAGUGUGGGGGGAUGUUCGAUUAUGUAUGCGUGUGAAUGUUUGGCUGUAUGUGUGUGUUGAGAGCCUAGUCCACUGUCCAAAUUUUGAUUUGAGGGCUCAAAGCACGUGUUCCUUGCAAUUUCCUGCUCAGUAUGCUUUGAAUUGACAGUCUUUAUAGCAAUAUGCAACCUAGGGAGGUAGCGUAGCACUAUGGAGGAUGUUGAUGCAUUUAAGAAGUCUCCUUUCUUCUUCAUAUUGUGUCGGUUGAUUGUGUGAAUUAGUGAUCUUAGGACCCUUGAAUUUUGUGGUAUUGUGGACUCUCUACCUGUCAUGGACUCCUGUAUCAUGUUUUGAAAAAAAAGUUAUCUAAAUU
This is a messenger RNA of Linum trigynum, 1693 nucleotides long. NCBI's taxonomy places the organism in Eukaryota, Viridiplantae, Streptophyta, Magnoliopsida, Malpighiales, Linaceae. The record is from the annotation of a GenBank genome assembly.